Wasmannia auropunctata (little fire ant) is the source of this 3726-nucleotide messenger RNA. Its product is annotated as synaptonemal complex protein 1-like. The transcript has 11 exons. The record is from RefSeq and is a predicted model, not a curated record. Lineage: Eukaryota; Metazoa; Arthropoda; Insecta; Hymenoptera; Formicidae. Bases 151 to 1944 code for a protein of 597 amino acids.
AACAAUUGAAAAUCGCCACCGCCUUAUUCAGCGAGACGCAAUAGAACUCGACGGUCGAGCUUGUAUAAUAAUCACUAAUAAUAAAUAUCAAAAGAAAAAUAUGCAAGAAGGUAAAAAAAGUUUUUUGUCUUUCUCUUUCAACUAAUUUUCAUGUGCCGUAAUCAUCACGCGAAAACUUGCAGAGAAAGCUCGCACGCAAAACAGCAGCAGGUUCAUCGAUACGAUGAUCGAACAAUGGAUGAAUCAAACGGGGAACGAGGUUCCAUUACAGCCCACGGAAGAGCAGACAGCCAAAGGUUCGAGCACGCAAGAUGCAGGCAAACAACAAGUCCAGAACGAUGCGGAACGCGUGAUUCAAAGUCUGAAGCGGAAAUUGAAGGAGAGCCAGGAAGCGCAGGCCUCCUUGUCUGCCUCCUUGGAGAUGGACGCACGCAACAAGGAGGAAAUUCAGACAAAGUAUGGCUUCUUUCUUCUUCCUUUUUUUAUCGCGACGAAUCUCUCUUAUAUAUUCGGCGACUUUCUUUUUUUGGCAACAACAGGCUGAACGCCACUUGGGUGUACAUCGAGAAUGUCACGGAAUAUUUGAAUUACAUCAGAGAGAGCCUCGCCAACUUUCAACAGCACCGCGCUAGUUUGUCCACCAUAUACGAGAACAUAAUCCUGAAACAACAAGAAGCUAUUCAGAAAUUGCAGCUGAACGAUACGAAAUCGAAAGAUCUGGAGAGUUCUGUCACACAAUUGAAAAAUAAAUCGCUACUUCAAGAGGAAAGAUUACAAGAGGCGAUGGAGGAGCAGAAUAAAUUGCGGAAACAGUUGGAAAACUCGGAAUACGAGCUGCAGUUGCAGAGAAAUGAAUUGGCGAACGCACAUGCUGCGGAAAAGCUGACGCUCGUCAAAGAACAGCAGCAGUUGCUAUUGGAAUACGAAAAUUUACAGUCGCGAUUUCAGACGGUCGAGAAAGAGAAAUGCGACAUCGCGAAAUCGGUCGGACAACUAGAAAACAAAUUGCUACUUCAAGAAGAGAAACUGCAAGAAGCGCUGACGGAGCAAAACAAAAUGCAAAAACAAGCGGAAAACGCCGAGCGCGAAUUCCAUUUGCAGAAAAAUGAAUUAGCAAGCGCGCAUGCCGAAGAAAAGAAAUUACUUAUUGAAGAACAACGGCGACUGGAAUCAAAAUUAGAAAAUUUACAAUCACAACUGAACAUGUUAGAACAAGACAAGGUCAAUAUUAGGAAUUUGAUAGCACAAAAGGAUGCACUUAACUCAAAACUUCAAAAUGAAAUCCCUACGUACAAAAAUCAAAUCGAUAUGAUAAUAGCGAGAUACAACGAGACGCGUACUAAAUGCGAAAUAUUAACGGAGAAGCAAGAUAUGCAGGAGAAAGAAUUACGUACAAAAACGGAAAUGAUUCAUAAUUUAGAGACGACGUUAAACGCAAUAAAGCGAAGGGAGUCAAGUUUCGUUAAUGACGUAAACAGAUUAGAGAAAAAAUUGACUAACGAAAUGGAUUAUUCCAAGAAUCUCGAAAGUAAGCUUUCGAACGUGCAGAAAGACUUGCAGCUCGCGCAAAAUCAAAACGACGAAAUGCAAAAGAUUCUGGAAAGGUCUAAGACCACCAGCGAAUAUGCCCACAUCGAGCUUCAACAGCAACUAAAGGCAACAGCUCUUCAGAGGGAAAAAGAAGUUAUAAAGGCAACAGCUCUUCAGAAGGAAAAAGAAGUUAUAAAACGGGAAAGCACGAGGGUUAAGGUUUCUACCGUGAGUUUAAACAAUAGCGAAGAAGAUAAACCAUUGUCGCAAACGCGUGUACUCUCGAUGAAUCGUGCAUCUUCGACGAAGAGGCAGAGUCAGAACGAGCAGGAGGUGGAGGUUCCAUCAUCGGGAAAAAAGUUUUUCAAGAUGCGUUCUCUUCAACGUACUUACUCCAAACGACGAGAAAAUUAAAGAGACUUACGAAGAGGUCAUUGUUAUGAAAUCGACAAUGAUCUCGUUAAGCUUUCUUGAUCUUUCAUUUCUUUUCAAAGUUCAAUUUAAAGCAUAUUUAUAAAAUAUAUAGGAUUUUUAUCAAAAAAUUAUAAAUAUUAGUCAUAAGCACAGUAUUGUGUUCGAUGUAAACCUUCCGAUUAAUAUCGGACAAGCAAGUAGUCGUAUUUAGGGUAACGUAUAGUGAAUACGGAGCUCCUCAUCAUCGCGCGAUCUCAGAAAAAAACGCCCACGCACCUUCGACACGGAGCCGACGAUAUUGUAGCUAUAGUGGAAGCGCGCAGAAAAUUUAAAUUUAAACGUGAUUCAUCGGUCCACUAUCCGGCCAAUAAAUGAUCCCCUUUGAUUUAAACGUGAUUCAUCGGUCCACCAUCCGGCCAAUAAAUGAUCCCCUUUGAAUCGACACGCGAGGCCCAAAUUACGCAACGUAAUGGAACCACGCAAAAUCUUACCGUCGUUCUGUAACUGGAAGCUAUUGUAUAUGCGUUACUUUCUGUUCCGGAGUUACAGCACAGUCUGUAACUUAUAAAAAAAAAAACGUAUCACUUUCAUGUUAUGUAUACAGCAAUUUUAAUUUUUGCCGGUUGCUUCGUAAGUUCUUGUGGACACGAACUUUGAUAUUCUUUGAAUUCUCUAGCUCAAGCUAUUCUCUCUUGCGCGUAUUAAUCCUUAAUGUGCCUAUAUUAGCGAUGAACUUUUAGAGCCUCGUCCUCGAGACGUCCAUAAUUUUCCGUAUUUUCUCCAACUCUAUCUCGCGUUCGCGCGAGAGGCGAGCAUCUGCCACGAAAUCUGGAUCGCGCAAUAAUAACCCGAGCCAUAUGACAGAGAACUAUUUAAAAGUAGCACGUCCCACUUUCCACGAGGGCGACCGUAUUUUUUUUUCCUUCUGUGUCAGGACCUCGACACGUUACCUACGCCCUGUACCGAUGAGCCAUGUGCUGGAAUAUGCAAUGUAAUCAGAGUUGAGAACAACGCGCGCUGUUUUAUUCGAACAAAUCAGACGAUCCUUGUUCUGACAUUUCUGUCUCCCAAUAUGGAUACAUUCAAAUCAUUCUGAUUCAGAUUCAUGUUUACAAUGAUAUGAUACAAUAUGAAAAAUCUGUCCUCCUUUUUAUUUGUUCCUCGUAUUCAUUCGUUUCCCAUCGGUUUUUUUUUUUUUAUUCAAGUUGUAAUAUUAGGAUAUAUGCAAUGUCAUAUAUGUUAUAUCAAAUUAAGAAAUAAAAGAAAUCUUAAACAGUUAAUUGUUCUAUCAGACAACUGAUUGUGAAACUUAAUGAAAAGAUCAAAAUAUAAUUCUCUUCCCGUUGCCAUUUAAAUAGACAUUAGAGACGCGCAAUCGGCGCAUCUGAGACCUGCUCUAUCACAUUGGAUUGUUUUAAUAAAAGAUAGCCAACAGUGAAACAUUCAUGCGAAUUUUGUUUCGGCUUAUUUGCCGGAUGUUAUAAUCAUUACGAAGCUGUCCAAUUUUCACAGCAGCUGCGUCUGUGCGAUUUCGGAAAACCUAUUUCUCGUUUAACUGAAUAAGCCGCUAAUAUUAGAAUACCGAAACGUGUGGAAUCACGCACGCUUGCGUCGCCUAUACGGGGUGUCGCGUCGACGAUGUGGAUAGGAAAAAAGUAUCUCCAAUGGUAUCUCGUUUAUUAUCGAGCUAACGAAGAAGAUAGCACAUUGAGAAAGUCUUGAAGACAUACAUUUAAUCCACACGAACACAAUAACGAAGGAUCUUCGACUCCGCUUUUGGCU